CCGCGCGUCCCUCGCUCCAUCCGAGCAUCCCUCGCUCCAUCCGCGCAUCCCUCGCUCCCCCCCGCGCCGGCGGGGCCGCUCCUGCGCGGGGAUGGCGGAGCGGCCGCGCUUCCUCUGCGGCGUGGUGGAAGGUUUCUACGGGAGACCAUGGUCAAUGGAUCAGAGGAAACUUCUCUUCCAAUGGCUGCGACGCCGGGGGCUGAACUGCUACAUGUACGCGCCCAAGGACGAGCUGAAGCACCGGCUGCUCUGGAGAGAGCCCUACACAGAGCAUGAGGCAGCCCGCCUGCGGUCCCUCAUCGAAGCUGCCCACGAGCAGGCUGUGGAGUUCAUCUUCGCCAUUUCUGCCGGCCAGGACAUGGUGUUCUCCAGCGCCGGGGAUCGGCUCCUGCUGCAGCAAAAACUCAGGCAGGUGGCUGCCAUGGGCUGCCGCUCCUUCGCGCUGCUCUUCGACGACAUCGACCCUUGCAUGUGCCAAGCUGACAGAAAUGUCUUCCCCUCCCUGGCGCAGGCUCAGGCCUCUGUGGCCAACGAGGUGUACCAGGAGCUGGGCCAACCCUCCGUCUUCCUUUUCUGCCCUACAGAAUAUUGCAGCUCGCUCUGCUCUCCCAGCCCCAGCCAGUCCUGCUACCUGCAGACCAUCGGCCAGGAGCUGCUGCCAGGGAUCGGCGUCAUCUGGACAGGCCCGAAGGUGGUGUCGCAGGAGCUCUCGGCCGCGCUGCUGGAGGAGGUGGAGGCUGUCCUGAGGCGCCGUCCCGUCAUCUGGGACAACCUCUACGCCAACGACUACGACUGCAGACGUGUCUUCCUGGGCCCCUACAUGGGCCGUGCCCCUGGCCUCACGUCCAGGCUCCACGGGCUGCUCCUCAACCCCAACUGUGAGCUCCAGGCCAACUUCAUCCCCAUACACACGCUGGGCACCUGGUUUCGGAGCGAGAUGGAGAGCUGUGCCCACUCUGACCACGCAGGAACGGAGGAGGUGGCAGCCCAAGGUGCUCAGGAUGGAAGCUACAGCCCCCAGGAAGCCUUGGAACUGGCGCUGCGUGACUGGGUGGCCGAGAUAAACCAGCAGGCCUCGGAGCCAGGAGGAAGGACCCCAGGACGCCCCAGUGUCAGCCUCAAGGGAGGACCAAGGCUGCAGCCCGGCACGGCGGUGGGACAGGAGGUCACUCCCGACCCUCAGCCCCACAGCUCUGCUCCUGGUGGGGCAGAUCAGCACAGCCCCGAGCCCUGCGGGGCAGCACCAGAGCAGGGGUGCAGGGAGGUGACCUCGGAGCCUGAGGAGGACAGUGGGAACAGGACACCCGCUGGCCACCAGCAGAGCCCUGCAGGGGCUGGGGGCCAGCUGGCCACAGGGAGCAGGGAGAGCUGUGAGCCCUCCUCCGGUGUGGCUGGGAGUGCCCAGUCUGGAGGAAUCCCAGUGGCCACCAAGACCCUCCCCGGCCCAAGCCCCACCACGAGCUCCAGCACGGGGGCAGACACCAGUCAGAACAUUUCCUUGCCCGCCAGUGAUGCCAGGACAGGGGGUGGCAGCCCCAUCCAGUCUCCCAGCAGCACCCAGCCCGAGGCCAUCAGGGCUGAUGUGCCCCAGACACCCCCAGGACCUGGGGCUGCUGCCAGCCCAUGUGCCCCAGCCCCACUGACUGAUGAGCUUGGUGCUCGCCCUGGUCCCAUGGCACCAGUGACCCCAAAGGAGGCUGGGUCUGGCCCCAUGGCACCAGUGACCCCUAAGGAGGCCAGGACCAGCCCCACAUCACAGGUGACCCCAGAGGAGGUUGUGUCUGGCCCCAUGGCACCAGUGACCCCAGAGGAGGCCAGGACCAGCCCCACAUCACAGGUGACCCCAGAGGAGGUUGGGUCUGGCCCCAUGACCCCUAAGGAGGCCAGGACCAGCCCCACAUCACAGGUGACCCCAGAGGAGGCCAGGACCAGCCCCAUGCCACCAGUGACCUCAGAAGAGGCUGGGUCUGGCCCCAUGGCACCAGUGACCCCAGAGGAGGCCAGGACCAGCCCCACAUCACAGGUGACCCCAAAGGAGGCCAGGACCAGCCCCAUGGCACCAGUGACCUCAGAAGAGGCUGAACCUGGCCCCACGGCACUGAUGACCCCAAAGGAGGCCGGAUCCGACCCCACAGCACCGCUGAGCCCCGAGGAGGCCGCGUCCAGCCCUACAGCACCACUGACCCUGGAGGAGGUGCGGAUGCUGGUGGAGCUCUUCUACCUGCCCUACCACCACGGGGCUCUGGCACGGGAGCUCCUGGAGCACUUUCGGUGGCUGCGGGCGAACAGCCUCAGCGUGGGGGUCCCGGCCACGGCGCCUGACGCCUGCGGGGGCACGCGGUGGCGAGGCCGGGCUCAGUCCUUCCAGCAGCUCUGCGCGCGGACGUGCCGCCUGCACAGCCGCCUGGUCAGCACCGCCGGCCGGGCGCUGCUCUACGACCUGCACCCCUACCUCUGGGACAUCCGUAACCUGCUGCUGGCCGCCAGUGCCUUCGUCCUCUGGCUGGAUGGUCACCUCCUGUGCGAGCCUGACCCCAAGGGCACCUGGGGGAACUGCUUUGGCUGGUGCCAGAGCAUCACUGCCCCGAUCCUGCUGGGGAGGGACGCCGAGCCCUGGGCGCGUCGCGGGGGCCUCUUUGGAGAGCUGCAGGCACUGCUGCCCGUGGGGAACAGCUGUGACCUCUUCUACCAUCCACCGCCGCUCUUCCCGUCCAGCCAGCUGUACCUGCUGCGCCCGCUGCUGCCCCUGGACAAGGGAGAGCUUUACCGCAUGUGCCGGGAGAGUUUGGACUGCGAUCCCAAAGUGGCAGAGAUCCUCGUGGCCCACCCAGACCUCCUGGGUGACAGGCUCCUGGGCAGCUUCCUCAGCCUGAGCCCCGAGUACACCUUUGUGUUGGAGGAUGAGGGCGGCCCGUGCGGCUACGCGGCCGGAGCGCUCCACGCCGAAGGCUUCCUGCAGCAGCGAGACAGCAGCUGGCUGCCGGCCGUCCGGCACAAAUACCCCCCAGACCUGGGCACGGCGGGCUCAGCUCUGGGGCAGGAUGCCCUGGAGGAAGCAGUGCUCUUCUUCCACGAGGAGCCGCUGGCAGUGCCCCAGCCUGUGCUGAGGCGCUUCCCCUCCCUGGUACAGCUGGGCACGGCCCCCCGUGUGCUGGACGUGGGGGCCAGCCGCAGCCUGGCCCUCUGCCUGCUGAGCGCACUCAGGGCCAACGGGUCACGGGGGGUGUUCUGCCAGGUCAGCGACGCCGACCGGCAGCAGCUGAGUUUCUACAGCAAGCUGGGCUUUGUCGCCUUGCCGGUGGCCUGGGGCAGCUCUCCCGGCGCUCAGCUCCUGGGACGUCUCCUCUGACGGGGCACAGGGAGGCAGUGCCCCAGGACAGGCCGGUUCCCCAGGCCAGGCUGAGCCCCUCAUCCCACACAGCAUCGUUCUGAGCAAGCGGGAGCAGAGGGGCACCUCGAGCAGGCCAGGUACACGUGAGAGGGGACACGGGGGCCAGCAGGAUGUCCCUGGGAUGUGUGCCGGGCUGCGAGGUACCUGGGUAGCAGAGAGCUUAUUUCUGCCGCUCGCGGGGUUUGGGCGCCUCUGUGCCACCACAACUGUUCCUGUGUUUGCCGGGUAUCCCCCCACCUUUUCUGGGGAGCCAGGCUGUCUGCAGACCCUCAGGCCUGCAGGAGCAGUGUUUGGUUUGCGGUCCUGGAGCACAGCACGGUGCCUUAGUGCUACGGGAGUGUUCCUAUCACACAGGCCGGGCUGUCCAGCUCUCUCCACCCCGAGUGGCCUGAGACUGGGCAGCGGGUGCUGGGGCUGGCUCUGCUUGUCUCUGUGGAUUGAUCAGGCGUGGGAUGCUGAUGGGGCAGCCUCUGUUUUUGUGCCUGGGGCCUGAGGGAAGCGCCGUCCUUGGCAAUAAAGCGUUUG
Hirundo rustica (Barn swallow) is the source of this 3916-nucleotide messenger RNA. RefSeq names its product protein O-GlcNAcase-like. Bases 92 to 3349 code for a protein of 1085 amino acids. Gene Ontology annotation, biological process: glycoprotein metabolic process. Gene Ontology annotation, molecular function: beta-N-acetylglucosaminidase activity. The record is from RefSeq and is a predicted model, not a curated record. NCBI's taxonomy places the organism in Eukaryota, Metazoa, Chordata, Aves, Passeriformes, Hirundinidae. The transcript has 17 exons.